Molecule: messenger RNA, 2523 nt
Organism: Periophthalmus magnuspinnatus
Lineage: Eukaryota; Metazoa; Chordata; Actinopteri; Gobiiformes; Gobiidae
Gene: odf2a
Product: outer dense fiber of sperm tails 2a
Exons: 19
Coding region: 49-2505 (818 amino acids)
Biological process (GO): regulation of cilium assembly
Cellular component (GO): centrosome
Source: RefSeq, a predicted model, not a curated record
ACUUGUGUAGUUUGCGGAGUAUGUGUAUUUUAUGGGAUCGAUGCAAGUAUGAAGAACCGGUCAAGUUCUCCUCCGAUUCAUGUACAUGUCAGCGAGACCACUCCAGUGCACGUGCACGUUAUGAGUCAGAAAAGUCCAACAAGGACACCUCAGGGGAAGAUAAAACAAGAAAAGGGAAUUCUUCGGUCCACAGCGCAAGUCAAAACCAGAGUGCCAUGGAUUCCUCCUGGAGAGACUACUCUCAGAAAUGCUUCCAUAAAAUUUGAGGGGCCUACACACUGUCUUGAAAUAAUUCCACAAAGCACACAAGAACCAGAAGAAGUUCAGUCUGCUUUAUGUUUGGCCGACUUGACAUCAGAUGAUGAGGAUGAAAUUCAUAGACGAAUCAACAAAUAUGAACGGAAAGUUGACAGUUUGAUGACAGAAGUCAGCUCACUGAAGAAUGAGGUUGAACUGAAAAAGAAAGAGCAGCAGUUGGAACGAGAGUCAGAACAGCUAAGUGUUACGCAGCGAGUUGUUGCUGAGCAGGAGGAAGAAUUGGCUGUAGUGACCAAAAAACUACAGCAAGCAGAGCACGAUAACACCCGACUACGGCAAUCAAUGGAAAAGAUGUCAGUGGGAAUUGUCAGGGAGGGGGAUUGUCUGCUCGAAAAAGAUGCUUUGCUUACAAAGCUGAUUGAAGCUGAAGUGGAUAGCAGAGCAGCUUCCAAACAAGUGUCGGCCAUCAGUGAAUGUGUUUGCAAAAUGGAUGCAACUAGUGGUGGCAGGCUGUCCUCACAUAUGGCUCAUCAUAAAGAGCUACUGCUGCAGAAACUGGAGACAUUUGAAGCCACAAAUAGAGCACUACGGCAGCUUCUCAGAGAACACCAUAAUUCCCAUGAGUCAACACAACUAUCAGAGCAGAAGGAAACAUUGCUUAAGAAGCUUUCCUAUACAGAAGCAGAAAAUGCUAGUCUGGUGGUAAAGCUUGAAGAUAAACAAAAUCAAAUUUAUGGCCUGUGUAAAGCUUUAGAUAAUGAGAAAGUAAAUGCCAAGAGUGUAUCUGAUUUUUCUAAAAGUUUAGAGUCCACAAGAGCGCAUUUACAAGGUCAGCUGCGCAGCAGAGAAGCAGAGAACAAUCGACUUACUGUACAGAUAAAGAACAUGGAGCGUUCAGUAAAUGAACAAAAGGCAGAGAUUGAUCAUUUGACCCUGCAACUGAUGAGGGUAAAACACCAGACGGUUGCAGACAAGGAGGCACUAAAACGAGCUACCAAGGCCCAGAAACAGAGAGCUCAACACUGUGAAGAUACUACAGCCCAGCUGCAGCUUCAGCUGCUCGAAAUGGAAAAUCAAGUCACUGAAGCACUUUCAGCAGCUGAAACCUGGAAAAAUUGUCAUAAAGAAGAUGUAAAAGACAAAACUAAGUUGGAGCUAGAAAUUUUAUCAUUAAACAGUCGUAUCAUGGAGCUGUCAGAACAGCUCAAAGGUGCUGAGGAUAAAGGGCGAGCAGACAGAGAUUCUCUGGUAGAACAUCUGCACGGACUGACAGCAGAAGGAACAGCUGUAAAACUGGAGAAUCAGUCUCUCAAGGCUACAUUGUCAGCUCUUGAGGAGAAGCUGUCCUUGUCUCAGACAGAGCUACAGCACGUGAAAUCUACCAUAAAACAGUACGAAAGUUUGAUUGGCAGUUACAAGAUACAGGUUGGUAAAACCCGGGCUGAGGCAGAUGAGUAUUGUGCUCGUCUAGCUAAAGCUGAGCAGGAUGCCUUAACUGUGCGAGAAGUACUGGACCAGGAGAUACAGCAGGUGCGCAGGGACCUGCUGGGAAAACUGGCAGAACUCGAACCACUUCCUGAAGCUUUGCGUGAGGCUGAGCUGAAGCUCCAGGAGGCUCAGGAGCGAGAGCGCCACCAGGAAAUGUGCAGUAAGGAACUUGAGACAACAAUAAAUGAACUUCGCUUAAAGGCAGAGAGUGAGGAUAACCAAGCAGAACUUCUAAAGCAGAAAAAUAAGAUGCUUCUUGAGGAGAACAGGAAGCUCCAGCACAAUGUGGAGGUCAUGGAAAGAAAACUGGAGGAAUUCACAAAUCAAAACAGUGAACUCUUGACUGUUGUUGCAAAAUGGGAAAACACCCUUCACUGCAAUCAGCUACGUUUGGAGGAAAAAAAUCAAGAAUGUAGCCUACUCAACCAAAAACUGGAGGAGGCUUUGAAUGAUGCUCAGCAACAGGUUUCAGGGAUCAAAGAUUGUGCUGCUAAUAAAGAAAGAUCUACGCAGUUAAAAAUAUUGGAGCUUGAAACACAGCUCAGUAGAACUACCUCUGAAAUAAACCAACUGCGGCGCACUAAGGAGGAGGCAGAGCAACGGUACCAAAGUCGACUGCAAGAUGUCAAAGACCGCUUAGAGCAAUCCGACAGCACCAACAGGAGCCUACAGAACUAUGUUCAGUUUCUUAAAGCCUCUUACGCCAAUGUGUUUGGAGACACGCCACUCAGCAACGCCUUUUGUACUCCCCCAGUAUAACAUUAGUCAUUUGAUUUU